UGUAGCAGCAUUUAUUUCUCAUUUAUCUCACAAAUAAAAUAAAUGAACUUUUGGCCGGCAAGUCAAAAGGUGCGCACAUUCAUCAAUUUGCCAGAGAGUCUCAUCAUUAAAGUCGAAAAGUCUCUUAAGUUGGAAAGCAAAAACGAACAGAAAACGAAGAUGGCAAACGAAGUAAGAAGGCAUGCAACAUGUUUAUUUUCAUUUUUAUUCAAGUGGCAUAUCGAACUUGCGGGCAACUUUCACGACAGCCAACACAGUUGGUGGCAUCUCUGUGGCCCAUGGUCGCCAUGGGGCGUCUACUCCACUCCGGUCCACUCCGAAGCGAUGAGCUCGCUUGGACAUGGGUGGCUCAGUUCCAUUUUGGACGGUGACUUUUCUCUGGUCGAGCAGCAGCAGCAUCAGCAGCAGCUCAUUAAUUGGCAUAUGGGCAUUUUUAUGCUGUCUCUAAACUUUUGUGCAGAAAUUUUCCAUAGUUUGGUGGAGACGCUGGAACGCGGCUUUAAUGAAGCCAUACUGAAGUGUAGUCAUGGCAGUCAAGCAGUAGCUAGCACUGGCUUAGGAUUAUGGCCACUUUUGAAUGGCCCUGGCAUGUCAGCGGCUCAUAAAUUUCUAUGUUGAUAUGAGGACAGACCGUUGGGGACACUCUCUGUCGUCCGACCUGAUGGACGGCACAAAAGCAGAAAGCAGCAAGCGGCAUGAGAAGACUUUCAAAAGAAACAAGAAAAAAAAUACAUACAGGGAGGGGAAAAUAGCACACAAAUAUUGUAUUUAUAAAGCAUAUGAAAAGCGAAGAACAAACAAAACAUUUGUGGAAAAUUGGUUUGUUAAUGCUGCUAUUGAUUUUUUGGUUGAACAAAGAAAAUGGGUUAGAAGGUUGUGCGGUUCGUUUUAAGACGAUUUAUUUUGCUUUAAAGAGGAA
Molecule: messenger RNA, 919 nt
Organism: Drosophila nasuta
Lineage: Eukaryota; Metazoa; Arthropoda; Insecta; Diptera; Drosophilidae
Exons: 2
Coding region: 43-618 (191 amino acids)
Source: RefSeq, a predicted model, not a curated record